Molecule: messenger RNA, 1501 nt
Organism: Opisthorchis viverrini
Lineage: Eukaryota; Metazoa; Platyhelminthes; Trematoda; Opisthorchiida; Opisthorchiidae
Exons: 5
Coding region: 227-1327 (366 amino acids)
Biological process (GO): NAD+ biosynthetic process
Molecular function (GO): nicotinamide-nucleotide adenylyltransferase activity; nicotinate-nucleotide adenylyltransferase activity
Source: RefSeq, a predicted model, not a curated record
GCGGUUUUUACGGAUUGAGGUGCAACAUGGCGGAAAAUGUGCGAAAUUUAAAAGUUCAAAAAUUUUUGGAAAUAAAAUGGCAAUAACUCGGAAAAUAAGCAGUUUUUUGGGAUACUGACACCCCAACAGUCUCCAAACACAGACAGUGCUGCUUCACUGCUUUUGGUUGCACAUAAUCGGCUGCUGUCAACUUCCUCUAUUUUAUUGGUAAAGCAUACAUGCACAAAUGAUGAAUGCGGCUGAAACUCUGCCACCGGAACCUGUGAUUCUCUUGUCAUGUGGAUCAUUUAACCCCAUUACCGUCAUGCAUUUGCGGAUGAUGGAGCUUGCACGGGACAAAGUGGAGCGCACGUGGUCCAUACCACCGACACGUUUCCAAACGCAAUGGUUGAGUUCCUCUGGAUCUUCUGAGAAAACACAUUCAGAACACGAGCCCCAUAGUUGGAUUUACUCACAAACUCUGCCAAAGCGCCAAAUUGUUGUCGGGGGUAUUUUCAGUCCCGUAUCCGAUGGGUACAACAAAAAAGACUUGGCUGCAUCGUCCGUACGUGUCGAAUUGCUGCGGUUGGCGUGUCAGUUUAACUCUGACUGGCUGGCGGUGGACCCAUGGGAGGCCGUUCAGCCGAACUGGACAAGAACGCGUCUGGUAGCGGACUGCCUUCAAGCUAGACUCGAUCAGAUCUUUGUGAAACUCAAUGAACUUGAGUGCAGUCCGUUUGGCCUGCAUGAGCAGUUGUAUGUUGAUAAUACUCCAGCUUAUCUCGGUGGCUCUCCAUUGGCGCAGUCUGGUCUGGUCACAGAAUCUUGGUUAACUGGUCGCCUGAGUCAGGUAACUUGUCAGCUUUCCGACUUCGAAUUUCACACGCUGUGUUGCGCGCGUGAAGGAGCGCCCAACAUAGCCUAUCCAGUGCCAGCAGAUCCUUCAUCCACCUUACGACGGGCGCGGAAAUUGCGUUAUCCUCGGGCCCGAAUAAAACUGGUUUUUGGAGCAGAUGUACUACAAUCUUUCGCGGUCCCUGAUUUGUGGUCUGAGGAUGACAUGGAAACCUUGGUUCGCGACUAUGGCAUAAUUUGCAUAAGUCGUCCUGGUUCGGACCCAGCAAGUCUCAUCCAGAAUACUGAUAUCCUGCGAAAACACGAGGACAAUAUUAUGCUUGUUACCGACUGGUGUGAGAACAAGCUGAGCGCAACGAUGGUACGAAACAAUAUAAAAUCAGGUUCAUCCAUCCGAUACCUGGUUCCUGAUGCUGUUCUAGAAAAGAUAUAUGCUGAAGGCAUGUAUGGGGCAAAGAAAACACGACGGCUCGUUACCAGCCACCUUUGUUGAUAUCAUUCUCUCCCCCCCCCCCUGAAUUGCAAAAUUUCAUCCAACUGAAACAACUCAGUCUAUAGACAUUUACGUAAUCCACCUAUGUAGAACUGGUCAGUUUUAUGUAUUUUUUUAUCUGAUUUAACCCUACUGAUUCAUCAUCACCAUAAAAGGCACCGUGCUUUCUGUACA